AUCUCGCUCACUAGAAAAACUUGUAUCGUUGUGGUCGUUUUGUUCAAAUCCUCGUUUUUUUACAGUAAUUGCGUACUUUCUGAUACGUGAAACCAUGUCGCUCCAGGGCCGGAAAUCCCAGCUCCUUCUGCAGUACAAAUUAGCCACGGACACCUUUGCCAUGACCGAGGUGAAAGAGGAAACCGGCACAGGCGCCACCAAAAGUUCCUACGUGAAGGCACGCCGCUACACGUCUCCGGAGUUUACCGUGGAAGCACAGGCGGACUAUCCGGAGAUUCCCGCAUCCCGAUGGACACUCGUCCUUGAGGUCGACUUGCGCAAGUACACUGUGAAGUCCACACUGACAAACGUGGAUUUCACCGCGGGUUUCCACGGUGUUCUGGUGCAGUACAGCGUUAGUUCAAGCGCCAAUGCCUAUACUAUCUGGCUGCCGCCAGCGGGAGCGGAACCCCAGCCUGCAGAGUAUCGCCAUGUAGAUUCCGCUUGGCCGUUUCUCGGCGAACUGAUGUGCGACGCCAAUGCCAACGGGGAGCGAUGCAUCGGUGCAUGGAACAGUGUGCGUCCGGGUCGGACCGUGUACCUGACACUGGCCUUCGAGAUCAACCGCGGACCGACGGAUCUGACGCCCAUCUUGGACGCCGGCCAGUUUACCGACUGCACGCUGAUCUCCAGCGAUGGACGCACCUUCUCGGCGCAUCGUGCGAUCCUGGCGGCUGUGUCACCCGUUUUCAUGGUGCUGUUUGAGAAUCAAGGGGACCACCCGCCCAGCCACUAUCUGAUCGACCUCACCGGGGAGCUCCUGGAGACCCUGCUGCAGUACGUGCACGAUCGGAUGCCGAUGAAAUUGGCCGGGCGACUGGAGGAAUUCUGGGCGGUGGCGGAGCAGUUCGAGAUGACGGCGCUGCAGUGUGCCUGUGAGGAUAUGAUGAUGGCGGAUGUGGGGAAGGAAAACGCGAUGAAGUACUUUGAUUUUGCGCGGGAACGUGGACUGGAGCAUCUGCAGCGGAAGGCGGCGACGUGCAUUGCUAGCGACCUGUAA
This is a messenger RNA of Paramacrobiotus metropolitanus, 1039 nucleotides long. RefSeq lists its product as uncharacterized. NCBI's taxonomy places the organism in Eukaryota, Metazoa, Tardigrada, Eutardigrada, Parachela, Macrobiotidae. The transcript is spliced from 2 exons. The record is from RefSeq and is a predicted model, not a curated record. Bases 95 to 1039 code for a protein of 314 amino acids. Gene Ontology annotation, molecular function: protein binding.